Mercurialis annua (annual mercury) is the source of this 876-nucleotide messenger RNA. RefSeq lists its product as uncharacterized. The record is from RefSeq and is a predicted model, not a curated record. Bases 67 to 750 code for a protein of 227 amino acids. NCBI's taxonomy places the organism in Eukaryota, Viridiplantae, Streptophyta, Magnoliopsida, Malpighiales, Euphorbiaceae. The transcript has a single exon. Gene Ontology annotation, biological process: root development; shoot system development.
UUUACAUUAUUCUUUUCAAAAAUCAUUUGUCAUUCUUGUUUCUUGAGCUGCAAGGAAAAAGAAAACAUGUCACUCCCUAAUUUCACUGCUCUUAGAGAGCUACAUAACUCCGCAAAUAAUCUCCUCCACUCACCAGAGAUUCAAAAAAUUCUUAUCAAUCAGAAGCAAGAAAAAUUGGUCCAACAAUUAUGCGAUGCAUCUCUAACAAUGUUGGACGUUUGUGGCAUUUCUAAAGAUGUUAUUCUGCUUGUCAAAGAACAUCUUUUAGACUUGCAAUUUACGUUACGGAGAAAAAUCGUUAAUCAACCAAAUAUCAACGCGAAGAUUUCCGCUUAUAACCACUACAGAAAGAAGCUAAGGAAAGAGACUAUGAAAUGUCUAAAUUCUUUAAAGGGAAUGCAAAGUAAAUCACUAGGUUUCGCGGUUAAAUCAACGGUGGAUCAUAAACUUAUGGUCGUUGUCGAAGUGCUAAGAGAAGUGAGAGUCAUUACAAUCUCCAUUGUUGAGUCUUUGUUGUCUCUUAUUUCUAUACCGUGGCUGGAUCGGAAAUCUACUACAGGAUCAUUCGGUUUCAGGUCGAAGUUGUUUAAGGUAUUGGACGAUUUUUGCGACGAAACGGCACUUCAAAGUGCAAAUAAGAGACUUGAGGCAGUGGAGAUUGCGAUUGAAGAUCUUGAAGUUGAGUUAGAGUGCAUAUCAAGGCGUUUAAUACAGACUAGGGUUUCACUUCUUAAUUUACUUACUAAUUAGGAUACUAAAUCAAGGGAAAACAAUAACUAUUUAGUAUUCAUUUUAUUUAAGGGACUGAUUUACCAUGGCUGACAACUUUACAGAAUUGAUUUGUAAUAUUAUUCUUUCAUGUUUAACUCAUUCGUU